This is a messenger RNA of Epinephelus fuscoguttatus (brown-marbled grouper), 4799 nucleotides long. It is a transcript of the gene atp1b2b, whose product is annotated as ATPase Na+/K+ transporting subunit beta 2b. Gene Ontology annotation, biological process: intracellular potassium ion homeostasis; potassium ion import across plasma membrane; sodium ion export across plasma membrane. Gene Ontology annotation, cellular component: sodium:potassium-exchanging ATPase complex. The record is from RefSeq and is a predicted model, not a curated record. The coding region runs from base 374 to 1231 and encodes 285 amino acids. Lineage: Eukaryota; Metazoa; Chordata; Actinopteri; Perciformes; Serranidae. The transcript has 7 exons. Gene Ontology annotation, molecular function: ATPase activator activity.
CGGAGUGAGUGCUUUACCGCAGUAUCACUAGAUUUCUGCACCACUCAUCAAAACUCUGCGGCAUGCAGACAAGAGCUGGGGGGGAGGGCAUAUAGGCUACUAGGUCUGUGCUGGAGAGUAGGACCGCUACCUCUUACUAUAACUAUCCAUCUUUCUGUUAUCAGAUAGGCUGGGGUUUUACUUUAGUGUGCAUUCAUUUGUGCGUCUGAGCGCUUAGACCUGAGUAAUUGCCUCUCUUCUUCCACCAGCCGCGGUGGUACAGUAGCAUAUCUCUCCCUCUCCGUCUCUCUCUGCUGUCUGCCUAUUUGUUCCUACCCGGCUCUGACUGCAUUACUUUCAUUAGAGCUUUGGUUGUCCAAACUUUUAUGACAAAAUGGCAAAGGAUGGAGAAAAAAGCGGGUGGAAGGAAUUUAUAUGGAACCCGAGGACGAGGGAGUUUCUGGGCAGGACGGCGAGCAGCUGGGGUCUUAUUCUUCUCUUCUAUGUAAUUUUCUACAUCUUCCUGGCCGGCUUGUUUGCACUCACCAUGUAUGUCAUGCUGCAGACCUUGGACGACCAUAAACCCACCUGGCAAGACAGGCUCGCUACACCAGGCAUGGUGAUUAGACCCAAAGCAGAUGAGACCUAUGAGAUUGUCUAUAAGAUCCAGAACACCGAGAGCUGGGACAUGUAUGCUCAGGCCCUGGACAGGUUCCUGGCACCCUACAACGACAGCGUCCAGGCCCAGAAAAAUGACGAGUGCGUCCCAGACCGGUACUUCCUGCAGGAGGACAGCGGUGAUGUGAAGAACAACCCGAAGCGCUCCUGUCAGUUCAACCGCACCAUUCUGGAGGACUGCUCUGGACUUACUGACCGUUACUAUGGAUACCAGGACGGCAGGCCAUGCAUCAUCAUCAAGCUGAAUCGGGUGAUUGGGAUGCUGCCAGGAAAGGACGGACAGGCUCCGUAUGUCACCUGUGGUGCAAAGAAAGAAGACUCUGACAAAAUUGGAGAAUUGAUGUACUUCCCUCCGAAUGGCACUUUCAACCUUAUGUACUACCCUUACUAUGGCAAGAAAGCUCAGGUGAACUACUCUCAGCCUUUGGUUGCCGUCAAGUUCCUUAACAUUACUGCCAAUCAAGAUGUCAACAUCGAGUGCAAGAUCAACGCCAACAACAUUCCCCAAGGAAGUGAAAGAGACAAGUUUGCCGGAAGAGUGUCUUUCAAGCUGAGGAUCAACACUAUUAACUAGGUUGACCUUUCUCCUCUCCUGAAAACUACUUUCUUCAUUCUCUGCGACAUUGCACAUACACAGAAACAAAUCUCAGUAUUCACACCCUUCGUAGGAUUUGUUUACAACCCCCACAUUGUGGGGACAUUGUUUGUCCAGUUGUGUGAUGAGAUGGGGCAAGAAUAAAAGGGUGGCAAUCCUGUCAUUAUUUCUGUCUGUGAGCUAUGGGACAAAUUCUUUUCUGUAAAUUAGUUUGAGGUGACGUCUAUUUAUACUGCAUGACAAAUCUAGGGGAUGUAAAGGACGUGAACAUGUGUUUUCAGAGUUUGCAAGGAUCAGCAACAUUAACACUUUACUGCUGCUCCCCUCCUGCUGCCUCCUUAUAGAGUAUCCCUCUAUAUAUGAAUAUACACAAAUUACAAUACAAAAUGUGUAUAUCUACAGUAUUUAUACGGUAUCAUAACCUUAUAUCAAUACGUCUAUUUCGUUGCACCUAAAAGAAUAAUCCAACAGACUUGUGUAUAUCUCGACGGAUGGAUGCAGAGAUGAAGCCAUUUUGCAUGUGUGUAUCGUCUUUCGUGUGCUAUGAUGGCAGGAGGCCCCUGUGUCCCACCUCUCUGCUAAGUGUGAAAUAAGGUUAUGUUAAACCACUGACCACCAGGAGGGGCCACACUGUAAAUCUCACACACACACACAGCAAAUGUGUGUGUUUCGAUAACAACAUACAUCUACGAAAAAAUGGGAGUUACAGUAGAGGUUGAAACCUUUAAGAGUGUGUGUGUUUGUGCAUGUGUGUGUGCGUUUUUGCGUGUGUGUUUCAUUCACAGGUCCCAUUUCAUACUGUAGGUCGGGAAAUUGCAUGCAAUGUGCAAUAUUCAUUAAGUGGCAUACAUUAUGAAUGCCUGAUACCAUUCUCCAGAUGAGAAAGCUUCCAUUAAAUGAUAAUUAUUUUGGAUCAUUUGAUAUUCACACUGGUUGUUUGACCUGAGAGCAGCCUAGUUAACACAUGUGUGUCAUGUUUAGGUUGCUAAGGAUGCUCAUAUCAACACCACUGAUCUGAAAUGAAGUACAAAAGGAGACAUCUGUCAUGUUUCAGGCAUCUUACGGCAUCACUUUAGUUUGACAGAAACCAAAACUCCCAGUCAGCUCCCAACCAACCAUCUGAAUAUCAAAUGAGAACAGAAACACUGAUCCUCCUGCUGCGCCAUCGCGUUGCGCUCCCUGUCACUGUGUCUGUCAUUUUAUUCCUAUAAACCAAGAGCCAUUUUCUUGUGUCCCGAUUUUUAACCAUUUUAUUUAGACGGUUUUAUUUUUUUUUCUUUUUGCGUGUGUUGCAUCUAUUUCAUUUGUAUCAGAAAUAGAUGCCAUUGUCAUAUUUUGUAUUGAUUUGCACUGGAAGUGUGCUUUGAAUAUAUUUAUGUACAGUUGUGGUGGAGUUUUGGAGGAUGUUGAAAGUUUGUGUUUGUUCCCUUUCUUUCAUUCAUGUCCAUUAUCAUCCUCUAAAAUAUUCAUCCAGGAUAUCAAAAUGAGUAGUUUGCAAAAUCGUAACUAGAGUCUUGAAUUUGUGAGUUGGUAGUUUUGUUUUAUAAUUUGUAGGAACAGAACAAAACUGCAGAUUUGCUUCUUUGACCAAAUAGAAGAAAGGGAAUUUUUGUUUUCAUUGAAUUUGUUGUUUUCCUGUAGUAUUCUCCACUGCUGUAUGAAUCAGUCUGAAGGCAAAGCCAUUACGAUAACUAGACAACCAGUUUGAACAACCAACCUGUUACAAAAUUAUAGAUUAGGCCUGAGUUUGGUGCUGUUUACUUAACGUGCAUUCACUGUGCAGUAAAGGCACACAGAGUUGUGAGAAACACCUGUAAGUAUUGGCUGGAGAAAUCUGUGGAGUCACACUUGUUAAACUCAGGCAUUCUACUUUGGCAUGGUGACAAAACUGUACCAAUGCGACUGUGAUUCUGCCAUGUCAUUGCAGCAAAUGUGGAACACAAGCAUCUGUUUGCUCACAUUAAGGUCUGGCUCGACUCCACCACUUAAUAUCUCUCAGAGCCAUGUGCUUCUCUCACAAAUAUCGACCUCAUUAUCUGAUCCAGACUUGACAAAGGAAGACAAUUAGAUGUAACGUGAUUAUCUGAUCUAUAUCUGGAGGGUUAUUCAUAAUGAAAGAUGUACUCCACCAGUUAUCUGACGCUCCUUUUUUCUGCUUUUUAUGACCAACCACUGAGAAGUUCACAUGCAUUUCUCCUCUGGCAUUUCUGCAACACUUACUUAAUUUCUCUGUAAUCUCUUAAUCUGGUCAGAUAAUCCAGAGCAGGCAUGCUCAACUUCUUUACCCUACUUUGUCACUCCUCCUCCUCCUCCUCCUCCUCCUUCUUGAAUCACUGUCUUCAAAACUGCUAGAACAAAGCUCAUUUUUUCCACUGCAUUCAAUCCUAUUUUACCCCAGUCAUCCUUAAAUUGAUCAAACUCUUUUUAAAUCACACUCGGCAAAUAAAAUGUUUUGCUUCAUCACCUAAUUGGACAUUCUUUUUUUUUCUCAUGUGCAUGUGAAGAUAAGUUCUUCAACCAAAGAUCUUCAUGACAGUUUCAAUUUGAUUUACUUGUGCUGCACUGACACAUCCUCAGCAGAGACAAUGUAGGAUCCAGGUGGAGGGUUAAGCACCCCGUCUUAUUAAAAGGCCUACUCUUAUAUAAUAAUAAUAAUAAUAAUGAUAAUAAUGCGCACAAAAGGAACGUGUUUCACUACAACAUAACAGUGCCUCCUGGUGGACAGACAGUGUUGUUCCCCAGUGUCACAGAAUGUCAUUUGCUGUUACCUCCAUUUAUCUGUUUUUUUGCUCAUGUGAUAAUAUGGAGAUGUCCUCAAAAAGCAAUAUAUUUAUUUCUUAUGUGGCUGAUAAUGUAAUGAUUAAAAAGGCGGUUAAAAAAUCUGCCUGUCAUCAAGAGUAAGGAGGAAAUAGGAAAGAACGUACAGAUUUUGCAGUCAGGCAGUUUUGCCAGCGUGCAUUAUCAUGAUGGAAUAAUAUAAAAAGUAUUGUUUUAUUCAGAAAAGAGUAUUUUUAUUGCUAUUUUGUUGUAAAGAGGAGAGAAGCUAGCUUGGAUUUUAUCGUGCUGUGGGAGCUAUCGGGUAGGUUUUCAGCAUUUAAUUCAACAGAUGGCAAAAUGUUAACAGCUUGGUUGGAGAAGUUUCUUGUUUUUUUUUAAUGUAGAAACAUGUUUUGUCAUGAAUCCUUUCUACUUUCUUAACUCAGUGAAAGUUCUCUGAACGCUGGGGUCCCUUGUAUCAGAAUGAAGACAUUAGAAGUCAUUAGCAGUAUGUUGGUAGUGAAUACAUCAGAGAGCGCUUUCAGAGAACUUUCAAGUGCAAAACCUUCAGAAACCUUUUAGAACAAAACUGCAACAUGGUCCAACGCAAGCAUCAGAGAGCGUCAACUGUUCAUGUCUCAAAUACAGAAUAAUGUUAACAAACCUUGUUACUCCCACCCUAACCCCCUCGUCUUAAAUCGUACUAUUGCCUAAGACUGUGGUGCAAGGAUAGGUCAAGAGAGAAAUCCAUGAAAUUCGUUGAGAUACUCUCGCCCCAAAAGGAUGAUAA